Molecule: messenger RNA, 4290 nt
Organism: Cannabis sativa
Lineage: Eukaryota; Viridiplantae; Streptophyta; Magnoliopsida; Rosales; Cannabaceae
Product: protein CHROMATIN REMODELING 8
Exons: 8
Coding region: 254-3895 (1213 amino acids)
Biological process (GO): transcription-coupled nucleotide-excision repair
Cellular component (GO): nucleus
Molecular function (GO): ATP-dependent chromatin remodeler activity; ATP binding
Source: RefSeq, a predicted model, not a curated record
UAGUAUUAACUCUUUUUCUUAGUCUAAAUACUAAAACCCGCCAAAGAAAGCGAGGGACCCAAACCAAAGCCCUCGCCUUCGAUAAGCUCGAUUCUUCAAAUUGAUCGAAUUGAGUUUAAAUUUUGACCUAACAAUGGAGACGUGGAUGAAUUUCUAUCCUAGCUGAUUCAAGUUUCUAGUUUCGGUGCUGAUUUCGUGUAUAGUAAUGUAAAAUGAUUUUAAAAAAUUGAGUCAAGAAAUUGAUUUAUAUACUAUGGAGGAAGACGAAGACAGGAUUCUGUUGAGUAGUUUGGGUAUAACGUCGGCGAAUCCUGAAGAUAUUGAGCGUAAUAUAUUGUCAGAGGCGAGAAAAAAUGAAGGGAACGGUAGUGAAAUUGGACAAGACACUGAUAAGAAUGGUCUUGAGAGUGCAGAAAAUGUAGAUCCAUCAUCUUCAAACCAGGCAAAACUCUUAAGUAAAUUGAGAGCUGUAGAAUUUGAAAUAGAUGCUGUUGCCUCUACUGUCACACAAGGAAGACAUGGUAAUGAAGAUGAUACUUAUGAUGGUCAUGAAAGCUCGACGUUUGGGGAUACAGGGAGCCCUAAAGAAUCACCUAAUGAUUUAGAUGUUCAUCGUGCUUUAGCUACUGAUCGGUUAAAAAGUUUAGAGAAAACAAAAGCUCAGAUCAAGAAAGAGAUUUCAGAUUUGCACAAGAACAAACCUUCCAAAGGUAUUGCUCAUGACAAGUUAAUAUCGAAUAUUGUCAAGGAAGAGUUUAAACACAAAAGGAAGUCGAAAGAAGUUCCAACAACAAGCAAAACUUCAAAGAAGCGGCUUAAAGUUGUCUCCUUUGAUGAGGAUGGUGAUUUUGAUGCAGUCUUGGAUGCAGCUUCUACUGGGUUUGUUGAAACAGAAAGGGACGAAUUAGUUCGGAAAGGGAUUUUAACUCCUUUUCAUAAGCUGAAGGGAUUUGAACGUCGUCUUCAAAAACCUGGGCCAUCUCAGAGGCAUAAUGUAUCCACAGAAGAAGGCAACAAUGAUGAUUCUGCUUCAAUUAGCAUUGCAAAAGCUGCCCAAUCGAUGGUUGAGGCUGCACAAGCUCGCCCAACAACGAAGUUACUCGAUCCAGAUGCCCUACCAAAGCUUGAAGCACCCCCUCGUCCGUUUAAAAGGCUCAAAAAACCUAUAAAGAUUCAUCAAUCUCUAGAUAAUGAGCCAGAUAGAAAGAAGAAUCACAAAAGGAAAAGUAAACGUCCUCUACCUGACAAAAAAUGGCAGAAGCGCAUAUCUAAUGAGGAUCGAAACUUGGAGGAAAGUGAAGAUGUAGAAGAAAAGUUGUCUCAUUCAGAUGGUGAAGAAGAACAGGAGGAAGAGGAUACCGAAAGUGAAGACGAUGAUGGAACUCCAUGUGUAGUCCUUGAAGGCGGGCUGAAGAUACCAGAGAAAAUUUUUGACCAACUCUUUGACUAUCAGCGAGUGGGGGUGCAAUGGCUAUGGGAAUUGCAUUGCCAAAGAGCAGGAGGAAUUAUUGGAGACGAGAUGGGCCUUGGAAAGACCAUCCAGGUCUUGUCAUUUCUUGGUGCUUUGCAUUUCAGUGGCAUGUAUAAACCGAGCAUAAUUGUCUGCCCGGUCACACUUUUGCGACAGUGGAAAAGAGAGGCUUGCAAAUGGUAUCCAAAAUUUAAGGUGGAAAUACUUCAUGAUUCUGCUCAGGAUCUAAAUAAUAGAAAAAAACGAUCUGACUCUUAUGAAAGUGAUUAUGAUAGUGAAGGUUCAUUGGACAGUGAUUAUGAGGUAAAAUUAUCUUCCAAAACCACUAAGAAAUGGGAUUCAUUGAUUAAUAGUGUUUUGAGGUCAGAAUCUGGAUUGCUUAUUACCACUUACGAGCAACUCCGUAUACUAGGGGAGAAAUUACUUGACAUAGAGUGGGGAUAUGCAGUUUUAGAUGAAGGCCACCGUAUUCGGAAUCCAAACGCAGAAGUUACUCUGGCUUGCAAACAGCUCCAGACAGUUCACCGUGUAAUAAUGACUGGUGCACCAAUUCAGAACAAACUGGCUGAGUUGUGGUCUUUGUUUGAUUUUGUUUUCCCGGGAAAGUUGGGUGUCUUGCCUGUGUUUGAAGCUGAGUUUGCUGUCCCUAUAUCUGUGGGAGGUUAUGCAAAUGCUUCACCACUUCAAGUAUCCACAGCAUACAGGUGUGCUGUGGUUCUGCGAGAUUUAAUCAUGCCUUAUCUCCUUCGGCGCAUGAAGGCAGAUGUGAAUGCCCAUCUUCCUAAGAAGACCGAACAUGUCCUCUUUUGCAGUCUUACUACCGAGCAGCGAUCUGUUUACAGAGCAUUUCUUGCUAGCUCUGAGGUGGAACAAAUAUUUGAUGGGAACAGAAACUCUCUUUCUGGAAUUGACGUGAUGCGCAAGAUUUGCAACCACCCUGAUCUGCUUGAGCGGGAACAUUCCUGCCGGAAUCCAGAUUAUGGAAAUCCAGAACGAAGUGGAAAAAUGAAAGUAGUUGGCCAAGUGCUCAAAGUUUGGAAAGAGCAAGGUCACCGUGUUCUUCUUUUCACCCAGACUCAACAAAUGCUGGACAUACUUGAAAACUUUUUGAUUUCUAAUAGUUAUCAAUACCGGAGAAUGGAUGGACUUACUCCUGUAAAACAGAGAAUGGCCUUGAUAGAUGAUUUUAACAACUCAGAUGAUUUGUUUAUUUUCAUCCUAACCACGAAGGUUGGUGGGUUGGGAACGAAUCUGACUGGUGCAAAUAGGGUUAUCAUUUUCGAUCCUGAUUGGAACCCUUCUACCGACAUGCAGGCAAGAGAACGGGCUUGGCGUAUUGGUCAGAAGCGAGAUGUAACUAUAUAUAGACUCAUCACCCGUGGAACUAUCGAGGAGAAGGUAUAUCAUCGACAAAUUUACAAACAUUUUCUUACCAAUAAAAUAUUGAAAAACCCACAACAGAAACGGUUCUUCAAAGCUCGAGAUAUGAAGGAUCUGUUCACCUUAAAUGAUGAUGGACAGUCUGGGACUACUGAGACUUCUAAUAUAUUUGGCCAAUUAGCUGAGGAUGUUAAUGUUGUUGGCUCAAGUAAAGAUGAACAGGAUAAGCAGAAAUCUGUCAAAUUCGAUGAGGCUUUAGCCGAUCAAGGAAACAACAUAGAAGCUUCACCUAAAGGGAAAAAAGGGAAAGAAAAAGCUGAUCUUAGUGAUGGUGAUGAAGAAGGUGAAGAAAAGGAUGAAGAAGCAAACAUUUUAAAGUCUCUUUUCGCCCAUGGGAUACACAGUGCAGUGAACCAUGAUGCGAUUAUGAACGCCCAUGAUGUAGAAAAGAUGAGGUUAGAGGAGGAAGCUUCUCGAGUUGCUCAAAGAGCUGCUGAAGCAUUGCGCCAAUCAAGAAUGCUUAGAAGCCGUGAAAACAUCUCGGUCCCAACAUGGACUGGGAAAUCAGGAACUGCUGGUGCACCCUCAUCAGCUCGGAAUAAAUUUGGCUCAACUGUGAAUUCCAAGCUGAUUAGUAGCUCCAAACCAUCAGCUAAUGGAAUUUCUGCUGGUGCAUCUGGUGGAAAGGCAUUAUCUUCAGCCGAAUUACUAGCAAGAAUUCGAGGAAACCAAGCUAGUGCCGCUGGUGCUGGAAUCGAGCAACAGUUGUCCACUGCUUCUAAUGUUAACAGAGGAAAUGUUGGAACCUCGAGAUCAACUAAAAACUUGUCUAGAGUUCAACCCGAAGUACUAAUUCGUCAAAUCUGUACUUUCAUAACGCAAAAAGGUGGAAGUACAGAUUCGGGCAGCAUAGUGCAGCAUUUCCGGGACAGAAUACCAUCUGAGGAUCUUCCCUUGUUUAAAAAUCUUUUGAAGGAAAUAGCUAAUCUCGAGAAAACAUCAAACGGUUCGGUUUGGAUUCUAAAGCCAGAUUAUCAACACUAAAUCAUUUGAUCCUUGUUACUCAAUUUUGUUUCUUCCUAGGAUCUUAUUAGUCUUAGGAGACAGAGUAGUAAGAAUAUGAUUGUUCUUCAUUUUUGGUGCUUUCUAGCACAUCUUGUUUAAAUUAACAGAGCCAAGUUAAACAAUUGUCUUUCUAUUGUACAGAUUUUUCUAUGUAUUUCAACUCUUAAUAUCGAAAAACCGUCUUGUAUAGAAAAUUUUAGACCCUAUUGGUUUUAGAAACUGAGAGAAUUUGAAGUGAAACAUAUAGUUGUAGACUUUGUAGAUGUCGUUUAAAGCAUAAACUUGUCGUAUUUGAUACUAUUAAGAUACGUUGCUGUGUUGUUAAAAAGGGCUUAUUGGCCCAAAUUACUGAAUUUGUGAAGUAUUGUAAUGUU